Molecule: messenger RNA, 1640 nt
Organism: Drosophila grimshawi
Lineage: Eukaryota; Metazoa; Arthropoda; Insecta; Diptera; Drosophilidae
Gene: al
Product: homeobox protein aristaless
Exons: 5
Coding region: 370-1500 (376 amino acids)
Biological process (GO): regulation of transcription by RNA polymerase II
Molecular function (GO): RNA polymerase II transcription regulatory region sequence-specific DNA binding; DNA-binding transcription factor activity, RNA polymerase II-specific
Source: RefSeq, a predicted model, not a curated record
CAAAACCGAGUAUAUUUACUAAAAUUAACUGUGUGUGUGUGUGUGCCUAAAAGUGCUAAAACUAUAGCCAACAAAUAUAUGGGAUUUAAAAGCCCGAUUAUCUUAACAAUCAAUAGAAAAGUUAUUGGAGUGCUUCGUAGCUGUUGAGUUGACUUGACGACAAUUGUUUCAGGGCCGUGUGUGUGCAAAGACCGUCGGCAAGUGUUAUAUGAAAAGCUCAGUUCCUAAAUAUAUACAAUAAAAAAUAAAAACUAUAAUUAACAUAUUCGUGUGCAGAUCACAGCACAAUCACAGCUUACCCGUUUUGCAGAUCCUGUUUAUACACGAAGAAGAAGUUGGUAAUUUUCCCGAGUCGCUGCCUCUUGGAUUAUGGGCAUAUCGGAGGAGGUCAAGCUGGAAGAACUACCGCAAGAAGCCAAGUUAGCACACCCGGAUGCCGUUGCCGAACGUGGUGUGGCAUCUGCCUCGGUCUCAGCUUCUGGUGCGGUGCCCAGCGGCGCCAGCGGCGGCACCAACAGCCCCAUCUCGGAUCCCAACAGUGACUGCGAGGUGGAUGACUAUGCGCCCAAGCGCAAACAGCGACGCUAUCGCACCACCUUCACCAGCUUUCAGCUGGAGGAACUGGAAAAGGCCUUCUCGCGCACCCAUUACCCCGACGUAUUUACGAGAGAAGAGCUGGCGAUGAAGAUUGGAUUAACUGAGGCGCGGAUACAGGUCUGGUUCCAGAAUCGACGCGCCAAGUGGCGCAAGCAGGAGAAGGUUGGACCCCAGUCACAUCCAUACAAUCCGUAUCUGCCCAGCGGCGCCGCCAGCAUGCAAACAGUGGUGGGUGCCGCCCUACCGCCCAAUCCCUUUACCCAUUUGGGCUUCCAGCUGCGCAAGCCAUUCGAUGCCCCAGCCAAUUUGGCCGCCUUUCGCUAUCCGCACUUGUCCGCGCCACCAAUGAUACCAUCCGGCUACUUCAAUCAAUUCCAGCGUGCUCCGCCGCAUAUGCUGCCACCGGGCAUGGCUUCAAUGUACUCGCCCUCGAGUUCUUUUCAAUCGCUGCUUGCCAAUAUGACGGCUGUGCCGCAUCCGCGUGCGCCGCCGAUGCCCGCAAUGGCAGCUAAGCCGCCAAUGCUUGUGGGUUCACCGGAUCUACAUUCACCCAACAAUCAUUUGCUGGGCUCGCCACCCAACUCACCCAGAUCGCAGUCGGCGCCGCAGCCACCAGCGCCGGCACAGCUAUCGCCACAGCAGCUAGUUGGUAUCUCGCUCACGCAUCAGGCGCCGCCGGCCGGCUCGCCGACACAAACGGCACCCGUCGCCUUGACUUUGGCUCACUCCCAUGCGCAUUCGCCGCAACGGCAACUGGCUCCGCCGCCGCCAACACGGGCCGCCACGCCGCCCGAGGAUCGACGAACCUCGUCCAUUGCUGCACUGCGACUGAAGGCACGGGAGCAUGAACUGAAGCUGGAGCUGCUGCGUCAGAAUGGCCACAGCGGCGAUGUGGUCAGCUAGCCAAACAGCAAUGCCUCCCAAUUGGUUAACAGUAGUUCUAAGCUCUUAAGUUAUUAUUCGAAACGGACCUUGCAUUUUAUGUAUGUAACUGAAUUCACAGAAUUUCCAUUAAUAAAACCAACCACAGACGUCAAAGUGUU